Protobothrops mucrosquamatus (brown spotted pit viper) is the source of this 594-nucleotide messenger RNA. Its product is annotated as ribonuclease-like. Gene Ontology annotation, molecular function: nucleic acid binding. Bases 10 to 447 code for a protein of 145 amino acids. Lineage: Eukaryota; Metazoa; Chordata; Lepidosauria; Squamata; Viperidae. The record is from RefSeq and is a predicted model, not a curated record. The transcript has a single exon.
GUUGACACCAUGCCUCAGAUGUUGACCUAUUCAGUCCUGGUACUCUUUGUGACAUUGCUGCUGGGAUCCUUGCCAACUCUUGCCCAGAGAGAAACCCGUCAUGAGAAAUUCCACCGGCAGCACGUUGCUGCAAAGUCCAACACGCUGGAUCCCAGGCUCUAUUGCAACCGGAUGAUGCAACGAAGAUGUAUGACGACUGUCAAGUGUAAACCUGUCAACACCUUCAUCCAUGGGGAAGAUACAGCAGUGGAUGCCAUCUGCAACACUGGGGGGACUCACUCAAGUGAAAAUUACUACGACAGCAAUAGCUUGUUUGAGCUCACCCGUUGCCAGUCGACAGGCAGAGGGACUGAGCCUCCCUGUUCCUACCAAGGCUCGCUUACCACCCAGCGGGUCAGAGUUGCCUGCGUAAAUGGCCUGCCAGUGCAUUUCCAACAAGCUCUUUAGAAAUAGCGAUGGCCACCAUUAGAAAUAUCAUUGACCAUGGUGGCUAGUUAGAGAUUAUAUAUCUUCAGCUAUUUUAGAAGCCAAGAGGAUUCCAAGUCCUAAUUUUAGUGCAAUGCUGUAUUUCAGUUACAAUUUGCUGUUGACCAU